Messenger RNA from Mesocricetus auratus (golden hamster), 1765 nucleotides. Its product is annotated as lipase member K-like. Gene Ontology annotation, cellular component: intracellular membrane-bounded organelle. The record is from RefSeq and is marked provisional. Gene Ontology annotation, molecular function: sterol ester esterase activity. Gene Ontology annotation, biological process: sterol metabolic process. Lineage: Eukaryota; Metazoa; Chordata; Mammalia; Rodentia; Cricetidae.
AAUUAAACUUUCAUUCAGACUACAGGAACCAAAAGAGUAGGUUUAGAAUGUCGUGGCUGCUGAGUACAAUGUGCCUUGUCCAUGUAUGUGGAAAUAUAUUUUGUUUAUUUGAAACAACCACGAAUCCUGAAGCCUACAUGAAAGUUAGUAAAAUUGUUAAUCACUGGGGUUACACAAGUGAGGAAUAUGAGGCUGUGACUGAGGAUGGUUACAUCCUCCCACUUAACCGUAUUCCUCAUGGGAAAAACAACAUUAAUAGCACAGCCCCAAAGAAAGUAGUACUUUGUCAGCAUGGUUUGUUUUCAACUGCUGGUGUAUGGGUUUCCAAUCCUCCCAGCAACAGCCUGGCCUUCAUCCUAGCAGAUGCUGGUUUUGAUGUGUGGAUGGGAAACAGCAGAGGAAGUACCUGGGCAAAAAAACACUUGUACCUGGACCCAAACUCUAAAGAAUUCUGGGCAUUUAGUUUUGAUGAAAUGAUAAAAUAUGACCUUCCAGCCACCAUUAAUUUCAUUCUGAAGAAAACUGGACAAAAGCAGAUUUACUAUAUUGGUCAUUCUCAAGGCGCCCUUAUCGCUCUGGGGGCAUUUUCAACAAAUCAAAAACUGGCUGAAAAGAUUAAAUUGUGUUUUUUACUGGCUCCAAUUGCUACUCUUAAACAUGUUGAAGGUAUUGUGAGCCUUCUACCUUACUUCUAUCCAACGGCUUUCAAGGUCGUUUUCAGUGAAAAAGAAUUUUUGUCUGCUGUAGCUUUCAGUAAGUUGCAUGGAUACUCAUGCAAUGCUAAGGUAAUCAAUGAUGGAUGUGUUGCUAUAUUUUUAUCAAUGACUGGAUAUGUUCCACAACAUUUAAAUAAGAGCCGCGUUGAUGUAUAUAUAAGACACAGUCUAGCAGGAACAUCAGUUCAAACUCUUCUACAUUACCGUCAGGCAAUUAAAAAAGGUGUGUUUGAGGCUUAUGAUUGGGGAAGCCAGUCUCUAAAUAUGCUACACUACAAUCAGACAACUCCUCCAUUAUACAAUGUGGAAGACAUGAAGAUUCCAACUGCCAUGUGGAGUGGUGGAAAAGACUCUUUGGCUGAUACAAAAGAUGUUGCACAUUUGGUACCCAAAAUCUCCAAUCUCAUUUACCAUAAAAUUACUGCUGAUUUUAGCCAUCUUGAUUUUACAGUGGGAAAGAAUGCUUAUUAUGUGUCCAAUGAUAUUUUAAAACUUCUUGAUAAAUCUGAGACUGAAAAUUUGCAUUAGCCUUUCGCAUAUGUUACAAACCCCUCAGGAGCUUUCUUGCUUUUGUAAGUGCAGAUACUUUUUGCUUGACCUUUUCUUUUUAAUUUUCUUUGAUUUUUAAUCUAUUACUUCAUUUAUUGUAUUAUUUUUUAGUAGUGGAAAAUUAUGUGCAUCAAGAAAAUACUUCAUCUUGUGACUUUCUUAAUGAAUGUAAGUUUUUUUAAAAUGGUUUUGACAUUAGUGCUCUUGAAGAGAAGGCUUACUUUUGAUUUGCAUAUAUAUGAUCUGCAACUCUCCUUGCAACCUAUGUUAACUAAAAAUUAUAUUUGUGUGUGUGUUAUGUUCCUUCUGUUCUAAGUUUCUUCAGGACUUUUAUUUGGUUAAAUGUUGGACUUUUAUGAAAAUUCUUUCUCCAUCUAUUGAUGAUCAUAUGAUUCCUGUCCUUCAAUCCAUUUAUGUAAUAACGUAUUACAAUUGUUGGCUUGUAUUAUUUCGGACCAUCCCUCUAUUACUUCUGGAAUAAACUCUGCUUAAUGAUAAGG